Molecule: messenger RNA, 3474 nt
Organism: Ooceraea biroi (clonal raider ant)
Lineage: Eukaryota; Metazoa; Arthropoda; Insecta; Hymenoptera; Formicidae
Product: sugar transporter ERD6-like 7
Biological process (GO): transmembrane transport
Cellular component (GO): membrane
Molecular function (GO): transmembrane transporter activity
Source: RefSeq, a predicted model, not a curated record
UUAUGUUUGUUAGAUUUGGAUCGUAAUUUGCCGCGACGAGUGCGAUUCGUCAUUAUAAGACAAGACGGGUGAAACUCUGGAUAAUAAGGCAGGUAACGUGAUAAAGACGGAGACAGGGGAGGGGAGUAUUCUACGUAUAUGUUACUAAGUUACGUCCUAAGGUAAAAUUCCAAGUAAUAUUCCGUGCUCUCGUUAAACAAAAUUCAGUAUUUACGCGAGAAGACACCAGCAUUAUGAGCUGUAGCGUCUUCCGUUUAAUCGUGUACGAAAAAAUCUUUCCUUUACUUCACAUAUUUUCGCUCAUGCGUGGGCAAUAAAUCCUGGAAUGCAAACAUGAUAAUUAAUGUGACUCAUUCCCUCUAUGUAUCUAUGAUCUCAUUCCUUCAAAUCUUGUCCGUAUGUCUCUUAAAUGCCGAAUAAAUGAUUAACAGAGCAAUACAUAAUGGGAGCACGUACGUCGAUCGCGCUCGUUUCGACUUCAUUAAUUAGUGAUCUUUGGUUAACAGUCAAAAUAAAUCUCCGAAACACGAUAAGCCUCUCGUAUUAAAUCGUAUCAGUCAACAAUGGCUUAUUAUCUGACCCUGAAAGACCGCAAGGGUUUUAUUUUUUAUUGCAAUGUACGCAAUGACGAGACCAGCAAAUAGAUCGUGAGUGAGCUUAGUUAGUCCCUCAUUUAGUCCCAACAUGUUAAAUAAAUGUGUGCACAUAAGGACUACGGUCUACAAAAAGACCAGUCUACGUGCAACGUCCAAAGACGCUGCAAGUUCCGCUAAAAAUCAGGAAUAAUCCGUGAUCCGUAAAGUCGCGAUUUUGAUCAAUUAAAUUAAAUUAAAUAGAUUGAAUUAAAUAGAUUGAUUAUUGCUUCUACAAGUACAUGUUGUUUAAUCAUUCAAAAGGAUUCUACAGUUAAAAAUAUCAAUAGAUUGGUGUUCGCCAGAUGCAACCUUGCAAUGCGUUCAUAUACAAGCUGUCAUCCGUCUUUGUGCAAUGAAUCAUUUAUGUGUUCUCAGUUCCUGAGCUCGUAGUCUCAUUAGCGAGAUUAAAUAAUUGAAUGCAGAAAUACAUCGUGUUCUCUGCGAAAUCUGUACGAUAUAACAGUAGAACUGAUUUUUGAGAGAUUUCAAAAAUGUAUUCACGAUUAAAUGUACCGAGGGAAGUGUGCUUUUUGUUGCUUUGUACGGUUCUUUGCAACUUGACUAUGAUUGGCUCGGGAAGUACGAUAGGUUACUCCUCCGUGGUAUUAUCGGUAUUAAUGAGUAACCAUUCAUCUAUAACUUUGAACGCAACGGAGAUGCCUUUGUUUGUCUCUUUGCCGGUCAUCUCCCAAAUCUUUGGCUGUCUCCUGAGUUUGAUCACCAUGAAAUAUGGGAGACGCUGCAGCAUGGUGAUCGCCAAUGCGACGUGCUCUUUGGGGUGGAUCGUGAUCGCUAGCAGCUACAGCGUGACACAGCUCUUCAUCGGCAGAAUGCUAACGGGAGCCGCCAUCGGCAUUUGUGCAACUGCCGUCCCUAUUUACCUGGAAGAGAUUUCCACGCCCUCAUGGAGGGAAUUUCUCACGAUCACUCCAAACACGGGCCUCGCCUUUGGAGUUGUAAUCGUAUACUUUCUAGGAUUUUUAAUGCAGGACAAUUGGAGACUCAUAGCUACGCUUUGCAUCAUUCCUCCGACGUUGUCUAUGCUCUUCACCAUUUUCUUCAUCCCCGAGAGUCCCGUGUGGCUUCUGACGAAAUGCCGGAAGGAAGCAGCCAGGAUCGCCUUGCUCCGAAUCCGCGGUCUGCUUCAGGAAACGGUAGAAUUUCGCGAAGAGUUCGCAAAGAUGGCGAACUACAACGAGCAGCUGAAGAAACUCGAAUCCGAACAAAGCUGUCGAUCGGAUGUUUCCUCGACGGAAGAAACCUCGGACGAGUCUUCUUCAACUAUGUCCGUAUGGGACAAGCUGAAGAGCAUCCUGAGGACGAUUUGUCUGCCAGAGGUGUGGAAACCACUCGCGAUACUGAACUUCUACUUCAUCUUCCAGCAAUUUAGCGGGGUGUACGUGAUCACGGCGUACGCCGUCGACAUGAUCGUCAACGCGAAAAUCACGAUGGACCCUUUUCUGAUCACCGUUGUGAUAGGCAUCAUCGAGGUGGUGGUCACCUUGAUCGCUGCAUGCUGCAGCUCCAGGAUUGGCCGCAGAACCAUAUCGAUUGUCUCUGGCAUCGGCAUGUCGAUCUCUCUGGGUGCCUUGGGAACAUACAUGCAAUUCUUCGAGGACGCCAGCGUUGCGGUCUUACCCCUCGUCUGCAUCCUUGUCUUCGUGACAUUCGCAUCAUUCGGUUUCUUGGUGAUUCCCUGGGCGAUGAUCGGUGAAUUGUAUCCUACCAAAUACGUAAGCGUCCUCGGGCCACUUACUACUUUCUUCGCCUGCGUCUUCAACUUCGGCGCGUUGCAGCUGUACCCAACGAUGGUAACGCAGGAUGAAACCGCUACCAUCUACUUCUACUGCCUAAUAUCUGUCGUAGCCACGUUUUAUCUGACGAUCGCGUUACCGGAGACGCGCGGAAAGACGAAACAACAGAUAGAAGAAGCGUUUAGACGUAACUCGAGAGUUAAAGACGCACGCGAGAUCAGUGAAGCAACAGACGGUAAGCAUCGCUCAAGCGACUUAUUCGAUUUUGUUUGGCAUGGACCCGCAGAUUAGGCAGUCAUCGGAUUGGCAUAAUUAUUUAAAUGUUAUUUUGUAAAACUAGCUUUUAAGAGGGAUAGGAUAGAGUGGUAUAAGGGUGUAUAUCAGGGAUGAUAUAGAGAGUACAGAUUUUGUGUGUCCCUCUAGAGCAGCAGAAGCAAAGCUCGCCACUGUUCAUACGUUGUUCUCUCUCACAGGGUAUAUUAAAACUUAGGGGUAAAAGAAAACGAUUAUAUUAAUAGCUGUUAUUGGUGAGGGAUAAAUCAUACGCAAAAUUAAAAAAUAAGAGUAAAAAAAAAUUAAAUUGAAUUAAUUUCGAAGUUGCACGAAAACUAUUGCAAUAUAUUAUAUAUCUAUUAUUUGUUGUAAAAAUGUUUAUGGAUACUUAAUGACUGAUGAAAAAGAGUGAGUCUUAAUUGUCCAAUGUAAUUCUUGAUUUCCUUCAAGAGAAAGGAUAAUGUGUUUCUGGCAUUCUUCCCUAAUAUUUUCUAAUAAAUCGCUGCCAUGUCUAAAAUACUUCUAUUGCUUUAGGGUGGAAGACAUACUCUAAUUUGUAAAUUUUAAUUAGUUAAUAAUUAAUGAUGAGCUUAUUACUGUGAAACUUCUAUUUCGCAAAACAGAUUAUCAAUAUUAUAGACAAUUAAUUAAUAGAUUAACAAUAUAGAUUAUCCAAGUUAACUCAACCCACUCUACUUCCAUACGAGCAUUGCUAAGUUAUUAUCGGACACCUUCUACAUGUAUAAUUGUUUCUUGUAAUAUUUUUUUCAAAUCAAUCUACAAAUAACUUUAAAAUCUUCAAUGAAUAUGUU